GGUAAUCAAUAUUUACCGACGAAGCAACCACUGGAAAGAAGAGAGUGGCAGGUUAUGGUGUCCCGCAUCGCCAGUAACUAAAACGUGGUGACGAAAAAGAACUGUCGAAGCGUAGCUAGUAAAAACAUACAGUAUUUUACAUCCAACGUCCAAAACAUACAACCUAUAUAUAAUAUAGAUAACGUCAAGUCCUUCGUUGUGUGCAUUUUGAUGUAUAAUUGUAGGAGACCUUAAGGUCCUUAAGUCGCUGUACUUUUUGUUGUCAAUAAAGAUUUCAGUUAUUGGCAAUGGCCAGUUAUGCAGAUAUUGAAUCGUUGAAACUUUGAGCUUGCCUGGGCUUACAAAGUCCGCCACGCCACGAAUCGGGUCGCAUGUUUGUUUGACAUUUCCUAUUGUACCAGUCACCAUGUGUACACAAAGAUGGCGGCAGGGUUCCAACGUCAUAUGAUUACAGUCCCUGACAUGUGUGACGUACUGUACAAAGGGUAGAACACACUCAGACUGCGACGAUGCCAGAAUCUGAGUACCAUUUUACGGAGGGUUUCAAGGUGACGGACGACGUCAAAGCUGCCUUCGACAAGAAUGGCUACGUCAUCAUCCGGUCCCUCCUGAGCGGCGAGGAGACGAGGAAACUGACGGAGGCUCUGGAGUCCGAUGAAGGCGUGAAGACCAAAAGCUACGGACGGGACGACACUGGGGGCAGGAAGACCAAGACGGUUCUGUGGAACAACGUCGGCAAUGACAUCACAGGCGUGGUGGCCAGGACGGAGAAAGUGGCGGGAACUUUCGAACAGCUUCUUGGUGGUGAGGUAUAUCACUACCAUUCCAAGGUCAUCAUGAAGGAGGCUCGGACGGGGGGCGCCCAUCUCUGGCACCAGGAUUAUGGCUAUUGGUACGAGAACGGCUGCAUGUAUCCUAAUAUGGGCACGGUGUGGAUCGCUGUUGACAAGGCUGAUAGGGGAAAUGGUUGCCUCAAGAUCAUCCCUGGGUCCCACAGGGCUGGUAGAGUGGACCAUGUUCGUGUCGGGGACCAGGCGGGAGCGGAUCUAGAGAGAGUGGCAGAGCUUGAGAAGGCGCUUGGGCUGUUCCAUGUGGAGAUAGACCCGGGGGACGCGCUGUUCUUCCACUCCAACAUCCUGCACCGCAGCGACCAGAACAGCAGCGACAGGCGCAGGUGGGCCUUUCUCGUUGCCUACAACCGUGCCGACAACAACCCCGUCUACAAACACCACCAUCCUCAGUACACGCCUCUCAGCAAGCUUCCCAACGCGGCUAUCCUGGAGUGUUCUACUGUGACUGACCUAACCGGGAAGGACUUCUUCUCUCUGGAUAGAGACUUCUCCCUGGGGUCUUUGGACAAGAAGGCGUAACUGGCUCAACAUGUUAACAUGAUGGUUAUGUGUAGAGAAACAUUAACCACAACCCGAACAUGUUUUGUUCUUUGUUAUCAAAUUGCUUAUAACCUUCUCCCUGCUGCCUAACCCCGUAACCAAUAGAGCAUUGGUAACCUAAAGACUUACUUCUGUCUGCUGAACACCCUCUCAAGCAUUGUCGAGUCCUGCACCUUUAAUAGUCUGAAGGCUGUUUGGAACGAUUCACGACUUAUGGGAAAACCUUUAAUGGCUCGUAAAGGUAAAAUACAGACAUUUGUUUUCAACUAGUUACUAGUAACUAAAAAUCUUAAAUUUAGUACAUUGUACCUACAUUAUAAAGACAUAUCCUGUCAAGCUAUAUUUCUGCUUUAUUGCAGAAUUUGCAUUGCAUCUUAGAUUCUAAUCUACUUCUUCGUUUUGCAUUACCCUGUACUUUUUAUGGACCGUCAAAUAACUUAUAUGCUUAUAUUUAGCGUCCUUACGUAAUAUCUUGGCUCUUAUUUAUCAUAAACCCUAACAGAAUCGACACUUGAACAGAUUAAUAGAAUGGAUUGAAUAAAUACCUUGCUAGAUAAGUAGCUAUGUACAGCAUACGGCUUGC
Branchiostoma belcheri (Belcher's lancelet) is the source of this 1974-nucleotide messenger RNA. RefSeq names its product ectoine dioxygenase-like. Lineage: Eukaryota; Metazoa; Chordata; Leptocardii; Amphioxiformes; Branchiostomatidae. The transcript is spliced from 8 exons. The coding region runs from base 510 to 1370 and encodes 286 amino acids. The record is from RefSeq and is a predicted model, not a curated record.